AUGGCCUCGUCAGCAAUUGAAACUCUUAAGAAGGUGUUUCCUAGUGAGCAGCUGGCUAUAGCUGGGACUGGCGAGUUUGAGAAGCUCAAUUCAUCAUACCUCUCGUCCCUUGAGAGUGAGAUAGCGCCUGCGGGGAUUGUCCUUCCCAAGAGCGCUGAUGAUGUCGCCAAAUUCAUCAAUACCAUCAAGCAAUCUGCGGUUGAUGGAUCGGCUCUAUUCGCAAUCCGUGGUGCUGGUCAGCAGCCUCUGCCAGGCUGCGCCAACAUCCAAGGAGGAAUCACGCUCGACCUGCGCCUAUUGACAGGCGUAGAGAUCCAGGAAGGCUUUGUCUCCGUCGCAGCCGGUGAGCGCUGGGGCAAUAUUUACGACAGAGUCCAAGAACAGGGUCUAGGCGUGACAGGCAGCCGCUCCGCACUGGGCGGCGUCGGCGGGCUGGCACUAUCAGGCGGACUCUCCCUCUUCUCAUCCCGAGAGGGCUUCAUCUGCGACAACGUGACCAACUUCGAGGUGGUCCUGGCAUCAGGCGAGAUCGUCAACGCCAACGCCGCCGAGAACGCAGACCUCUGGCGGGCACUGCGCGGCGGCGGCAACAACCUGGGCGUGGUGACGCGCUUCGACCUGCGCACCUUCAAGCAGGGCCCCUUCUGGGGCGGCGCGGUGCUGUACUUCCCGCCCAGCUUCCCGGGCCAGGUGGAGGCGCUGGUGCGCGAGCUCACGCGGCCGGACGCCAGCCCCGAGACGCACCUGAUGCUCAGCAUCGGGUACAGCGCGUCGUACAUGCAGCUCGGGGGUUAUCUGUGCUUGAACCAGGUCUACCACACCGGCAUGGCCGAGCGGCCUGACGUGCUGGAUCCGUUCGUCACUGUUAGCCCGCAGGUGGAGCAGCUCAACACGAUGCGCGCGCUGACGCUCCGGGAGGCGGCCGGCGAGCAGGCUCAGCAGUCUGCUGAUGACGUGCGGUGCGCGUAUAUGAAUACCACCGUCAAGGCCGACGUGGCCACGCUGAAAGCGGCUUCUGAAGCGUACCUUGCUGCGCUCGAGCCACUGAAGCAGUGUGAGGGCAUUACCUGUUCUCUUACGCUGCAGCCAUACUCAACCUCUCUGCUGGAAAAGAGCGCCUCACAGGGCGGAAAUGUGCUUGGUCUGGAUGCCAUAGAGGGCCCAUUGGUGUCGAUUCUGGCUCUGACCUGGUGGAAAAAUAAGGCAGAUGAUGAGAAGAUCGUUGGCACGUUCCGGAAAGUGAUUGAGACUAUCGACCAGGAUGCGGCAUCACGGGGCACUGCUGUCCCGUUCAAGUAUAUGAAUUACGCAUGGGAUUUUCAGGACCCAAUCGGCUCGUAUGGCGAGGAGAACAAAGCGUUCUUACAGAGAGUCAGCAAGACAUAUGAUCCCGAGGGGUUCUUCCAAAAAGCCGUGCCUGGAGGGUUCAAGCUUUUCUGA
Messenger RNA from Diaporthe amygdali, 1440 nucleotides. Its product is annotated as FAD-binding domain-containing protein. The transcript is spliced from 2 exons. Gene Ontology annotation, molecular function: FAD binding. The coding region runs from base 1 to 1440 and encodes 479 amino acids. The record is from RefSeq and is a predicted model, not a curated record. Lineage: Eukaryota; Fungi; Ascomycota; Sordariomycetes; Diaporthales; Diaporthaceae.